Messenger RNA from Talaromyces proteolyticus, 786 nucleotides. RefSeq lists its product as uncharacterized. NCBI's taxonomy places the organism in Eukaryota, Fungi, Ascomycota, Eurotiomycetes, Eurotiales, Trichocomaceae. The record is from RefSeq and is a predicted model, not a curated record. The transcript has 2 exons. The coding region runs from base 1 to 786 and encodes 261 amino acids.
AUGCAUCAGAUAAUUCGGACACUUUUCCAGAGGUUAAUCCUCUUCUUUAUCUGGGGUUGGAUGUUCAUCGUGGUAGGUCCUGUGGUAUUAGCGACUUCUGGAACGGUGAGCUUCGAAGGCUCCCCAGCCUUCGCCUCACAGCGGCCAUGUGUACAGGACGACUGUUUUGGCAGUGAUACUUUGGGAAACCCUUACUUACUCGCGAGUGAUAUUGGUUGCGAGACAAAUCCCGUGGAAAACGAAUGUUUUUGCCGACCAGACUUGCAGGAAGGUGCGAAGUCAUAUCUGAGCAGUUGUGUGUAUAGCGCUUGUAACCAAAUGACGCUGGAUGUAAACAGCGCCAUCAAGAUCUAUACCGACUACUGCACUAACAACGGUUUCACUGCCGCAACCACCAGCAGUCCAGCAUCUACGACUUCAGGUACGCGAUAUUCUCCCGCUACCAUGACUGUGACGGUAGUGCAGACGGUUUCCGUCGCUGGAGCGCCGCAACCUACAACUACCACAUCAACAUCAUAUCUCUCUUCAACCCAGCUUCCCACUAGCCAAACAACAUCUCAUACAUUCAUAGGCCAGACCACCCAAUCACCCACAACUACCAUUAUAACUAUGGCUAGUGGUAGCUCGAACUCGAGCUCGGGCUCCAGCAAUGGUAACGGUCUUGACGUUGGAGGAAUAGUGGGCAUAGUGGUGGGCAUUCUAGGAUUUCUCGCAACAGCUGUCGGAUCAUGGUUCUCAUACAAGGCCUUGAAGAAUAAGAAGACUUCGUCAGCAAACAUACCAUGA